AAGCUGCGAACUCCUACGCGCGACACCAAGCCGAGCCUACUACGCGCCAGAACCUGUUCGGCCUGCAAAUCUUGCAGAAUGUCAAAGAGCCAUGCCCCGGCCGUGGAAGUUGGGUCUGAAGUGCCCGAAGUCGAGACAGAGCACCUAGGCUUCAAGGUCCUCCACAACGGAAAGCAGGGCCCCCGCAAGGUCAAGAUUCUCCCCCAGCCAUGGCCUGCUGACCGUCUGCCCGCCGCCUCUGCAAGCCUCCUCUCCGUUGCCUCCAAGCCCGGCCUGCUCGCAGCUGCUGGCCCCAAUCUCCUCGUCAUCGCAUCGACAGACUCGGUGCGCAGGGCCUUCCAGGGCAAGACCAUCGCCGACGACAUCAAGAAUCCCGACGAUCCACGCCUCGAGGAGCGCGACAUCGACGUAGUGUCCGACUUCACGCCCGAUGUUACCAUCUCCACCGACAACCUGCGCCAUGUUGCCUUUUCGGCCGACGGCGAUUUCCUAGUCGUCGCCGCAGCAGAAAAGGGCUCCAUCUCGAUUUUCAGCGUCGCCGAUAUCGUCACCAAGGGAAGAACGGAUGCCGACCAAAUUGUACAAACAGACGUGCCCGUUCGCGCCCUGCUCCCCAACCCAAACCCCGAAUUCGAGCAUUUCUACGCCAUUGUCCUCGAUUCCGGCAAGCUCCAGAUAUGCAAUGUGGCGGAUGGUCAGAAAAAGACGAUUCGCGACACUCACGUCAACUGCGCUGCCUGGAGCACCCGCGGAAAGGCUGUGGUUUCUGGUUCAACCGACGGUACCUGCUCCAUACACAUGACCAAUGGAGAACUCAAGGGCGUCAUUCCUCGCGCUCCAGAUGUCGACGAGACCUACGAAGUGACGGGUGUAACAUGGCUGAACACGGAGGAGUUCCUGGCCGUAUACUCUGUGAGGGACCAGGACCAAGAAAGCCCAGAACCAAAGAAACUCAGCGUCAUCAAAUCUGCCAAAGGCUGGGGAUCCUUCACCUAUCACGCCUUUGCCUGGGACCCUCUGCCCGAAGCAUUCGAACCUCCACCACGAGCCCUUCCUGCGCGCUUUUCCUCGACGCGACUCAAGAACUGGAAACCUGAUCUCGACGAAAUGCUCAUCAUCACUUCCUCGCAUGCCGAUUCGAUUGCUAUACUCGCUUCUACAAGCAACAAGAUUUCUCCCGACCAGCAAAACCUCAAAGAGCUCAUGCUGGUCAAUGUGGACGACACAAGGAAGGCGGCUGUGCCGCGCACAGCCUACGGAGAAGACGAACUGGACAGCGUUUUUAUCGGCGAGGCACUGGACCUUUCAAGCAAGGAAAAGAUUUUGCGCCCAAUUCUAAGUCUGGAGGAGAUCAAUGAGGCUCCGUGGCCAUUGCCCGCUUACAUGGCUCUUACUCAUGAAGGUCUUCUUGCAGCUUGGUGGGUGGUGUGGAACCGGUCAAUUGAAGCUGGUGAGCGGUAUCCAGGUCUCUUCUUGAAGAACGAGUCUGCACAGUCAUCUUCUACUCCCAGAACCUCUACACCCGUGUCAAAACUUCCUAUUGCUACUUCCAGUUCGUUCGGACAGCCAAGCACACCGUCACACACCCCAUUUGGUAGAUCGAUAUCCACGCCUGGGACUUCUGCCAUCCCUCACUUUGGCAACGCCGGGCACAACUCGCCAUCCCCUGCUUUGAUGAAGCCAACGCCGCCUGGAUUUGGAACAUCUGGAUUUGGGACUUCUCCUUCAAGUUUGCCUACACCUACUCUCAGCAAGCCCCCACAACCGGCGUUUGGUGCUGCUUCUUCGCUGGGGAGACCCGCACCGCCUGCAUUUGGCGCAACGUCUAUUAUGGGUGGUAGUGCAAAGCCAGCUUUUGGUGCGCCUUCUGCAGUGGGUGCUGGUGCAAAGCCGGCCUUUGGUGCCCCUUCUGCUGUCGGUGCUUCUGGCGGCUCUGGAUUUGGUGCUCUGGGUGGUAUGGGCAACAAGUCGUCGCCAUGGGGGUCGCCUGCUCAAAACUCUGAUGCCAAGAACAAUCCCUUUUCUACUACUGCGACAGGCUCUUCCGGGUUUGCCAAGUUUGGACAAAACGGGGGGACGUCGUCCUUUUCCAGCUUUGGGAGUACCGGCUCAGCACAGGCAGGUUCGGGAUUCGCAUCACUUGGACAGGGCCAGCAAAAGUCUGGCUUCGCUAAUCUCAAGAGUGAAUCGAGCUUUGGUUCGACAGUCACCGUGGGAUCUGGUACCGGGUCGUCACUGCCUUCUUGGGGCAAUACGCCUGCGCAACAGAGCAGCUCGUUAUUCGGGCAACCAGACAAAUCCUCCUUCAACACGGCUUCGUUUGACUCGAAGGACUCGGACAUGAGCGGCGCAAACGGAACACAGGAGCGAAAGAGGGAUGAGGCCACACCGACCCCCCAGACCCCAGCAUCCCAAGAUGUGUUUGGCCUGCAAAAAGGUGGCUUCCAGCUGGGUACCACAUUCAAAUCUAAUGGUACUGCAGAAGACGACUCGGCAAAGUCUGCGACACCUACGAAUGGCUCGUUCUUCGGUAGUGACUUUGCCAACACGCUUGGAAAGACGGAUGCAAAGCCUCCGGCUACGCCUGCGAGUGGGGCUCCGCAAUAUCUCUCUACUACACCGGCGUCACCACCGAAGCAGAAACUGUUCCCAAGCGACACUCCGGCCAAGGAUAGUGCAACCCCCAAAGCAGCACCUCCUGUACGAGAGCCCGGCACUCCUGUGGAUGAUGCUCCUCUCCCUCCAGAUUUUACCAAGUCAAAACUAUCCAAGGUCGAAGACGCGCCACUGCCACCGGAUUUCAUCAACACCAAGCUCCCGCAAUCCAAUGGCGACGAUUUGCCCCCACUUGCUGGUAGUCCCGGUGUCGAAGUGGAAGCUCCCAGUUCCUCGGUCGAGGCAUCUCCUAUUGACAAUGAAGAAGACCAUGACCACGACCACGACCACGACGAUUACUCUGAGGACGACGACGACGAAGAGCCUGACGAUACUUAUCCGCCAAACAACGCCUUGAAAUCCCAUCAAUCAAAACUCACUAACCAAUCAAGCUUCUUCCCUUCUGCGCCAACACCCCCCGCUAAGCCUGCUGGUAGCCAGCCAUCGUUUGGAGGUUCUUCAUUGUUUGGACAGCAAUCGACUCCGGCACCUUUUGGUAGCAGACCUAGUUCUUCAUCUGCAACUGCAAAGCCAAAUUUUCCUCCCACCAACCGCGCCCAAAAUCUUCGCUCACCCAGUCCUAUGCGUCCUAGCUCAGCAUCUCGAAUUCGACGUGAGCCCCUAGUUGCACCCGGUGCUUCAUUGAGCUCUUCUAUUCAGGGAUCCAAGCCACCAACACCCCAGCCCCAAAUUGCGGAUCUGGAAGACGAAGAAGACGAAAGAAUGCGCGCCCAGCUUGCGCAACCUAUUGAGCCCAGUCGGGACCUUGAGGAAUUUGUUGCAUAUCAGAAUUAUACUGGCGGUAAACCGCCCAGCAAAACUGGUCAUGCUGCUCAGAUUGAAAUGAUCUACAAGGACAUUAAUGGCAUGGUGGAUGCACUUGGGUGGAAUGCGCGGUCGAUCAAAUCCUUUACUCAAUACCACCAGCAACCUCAACCUAAUCACCGAAUUGAUCGAGGUAUGCUGGAAGAGAUUCUGUCUCAGGGACACCAUGGGACGUGGUUCGAGCAGUUCAGUCUGUGCGAAAUCCAGGCAUUGAGGUCUCUCGAAGAACAACUGGAGCAAGAGCUUGACGCUGGCCGCGUGCAGGAUGUGCUUGAUGAACUUUCACAACUUGCUCGCCUCCUUCACGAGAAGGCCAAGCUGAUGACUCGCCUUAACGACAUCCGCCGGCAGAUCAUCAAUCGCAAAGAUCCUGAAAAGGUCGAGGCACUUCGCAAAGCACCCUUGUCGAAGGAACUUGCAGAUGGGCAGAAGAACCUGCGCAACGACUAUGCUCAGCUACUCACAUUGUUACGCAAGGCUGAAGACGCUGUUGCCGUCCUUCGUUCUCGCCUAGCCACGCAUAACGCGCAGAGCGGCAGUACCAAGGCAGUCCCUUCUAUGGAAGCUGUUAAAAAGACAGUCUUGAGGCUGGCCAACUUGGCGGAGCAAAAGAACAAUGACAUUCUCAUUCUCGAGGCGCAAAUGCGCAAACUGGGUCUUGCAGAGUCUAGUCGUCCGUCGUCCUCUUCCUCCCGUACUGGCACGCCAAGGCAAUCUCGCACGACCAGCCUCCGCCGCAGCAUUGCAGAGACGCCUUACGCUACACCUCCAACCGGCCACAAGAAACUCACUUUGGCCGAAUUGAAUCGUCGCGCUAUGACUCCAGAUUUCGAGAAUACACCAACUCCUAGCAAGGGCUACGGUCUGUUCUACACACCCGAGGGCAGCCCAGCAGCGGAUGGUAAUGACAUUGCUCAUUUGUCGGAUUUGGUUGACGAGAACAUCGAUACCUUGAGGGAGACGGCCAGAAGGAGGAAGCAAGUUGCAAAGGGUUUGAAAGACGUGCUCCUCGACCGAGGAGUCAAGGUCACAAAAGUCAAUUAAGUAGGAAUCGGGACUGAGAUUGGUAUUUGGAUCAUGAUUGUGUGUAUGAUUAAGCGUUCGUGCGACAUUGCGGGUUUCUUUCUGGAUAUUGAUUGCAUGGAUAGGUGAUUCGAGUUAGGAUUUAAUACACAAUGCAUUGAGCG
Molecule: messenger RNA, 4667 nt
Organism: Exserohilum turcica Et28A
Lineage: Eukaryota; Fungi; Ascomycota; Dothideomycetes; Pleosporales; Pleosporaceae
Exons: 2
Coding region: 79-4524 (1481 amino acids)
Biological process (GO): protein import into nucleus; RNA export from nucleus
Cellular component (GO): nuclear pore
Molecular function (GO): protein binding; structural constituent of nuclear pore
Source: RefSeq, a predicted model, not a curated record